AUGCCUGACAAUACCGAUCAUGUCGUUGACGUCGCCGACGAUGGCUUUGAGGUUGAGAGCGCGCUCUUACCGUUUGAUAGCGACCAGAUAUCAAAUCUACGACCCUCUGACUCAGCUUCGCAAGUAUCUAAGGUUACUUCUACGAGCACUACUUCCUCCUCCUCUUCUAAGCGUAAGCGUACGCUUCGGUCGGAUGUCUGGGUAUAUUGUAGAGAGGGUAGGGAGGAGGACGGCGAAUUAAUUCAGCAUAAGACAGGUCGCUAUUACUACUGUAAGCUCUGCUCAGCGGGGUAUACUAACUCAGAAGCUGCUUGGAGCCAUCUGAAGUCAGCGUAUGGUAUUGUGAAGCCGGAGGAAGCGUCCAAGAGAGCAACCACGGCUGCUAAUAGCCCUUUAAAGCGAAGUUUUGCAGCUACGGCUUUAAAGAUGGCUGCUCAGAAGGAGCGAGUGGCCCAGGCGACAAUGGGCGAUAUUAUUAACCAAGAGCGUUUUAAUGAAGCCUUGGUGCGGUUGAUUGUAAUGCGUAAUCUACCUAUCAGCGCCGUUGAAUGGCCAGAGUUGGAAGAUCUGCUUAAAGCUACAAACCCAGCCGUAGACGGUCAGGUACUUCAAUCGCGCGGAACUCUUCCAAAGCUUAUAGAGAAGUCAUUUGAUACUCACCGCCAGAUCCUCAAGACAAAGCUACAACGCUGCCCCUAUAAGAUCCACCUUGCUGUUGAUUGUUGGUCGUCGCCAAACCGCAAAAGCCUUAUGGCUAUCUGUGCGCAGUUUGUUGAUGAUGGAAAACUCCAGAAGGCGUUGAUCGCACUGCCUGAGUUACAAUCUCAUACUGGCAAAGAGACAGCCAGCGCUAUUAUUCGAACUCUUAACUCUUAUGAGAUCUUACACCUACUAGGCUAUAUUGUCAGCGAUAAUGCCUCCGGAAAUGAUAAGAUGAUGAGGUUUGUGGAAGAAUCAAGAGGCGGAGCUUAUAAGGCAGAACACUAUCGAAUAUGGUGCUUUGGCCAUAUUCUUAACCUCGCUGCUCAAGCCUUCCUUUUUGCAAAGGACAAGUCGGCAGUUAAAUGUCGGACUCAGAGAACUGGCCGCUGUCAUGUCCUUGCCUCUUUACCUCAUCCUCAUCUGGAAGCCCAAUCAGCUGCGGUCGAUCUUGACUCGCAUGAUGCGAGUCGCAUCUACCUUCCGUGGUUAGCGCAAACAAACUACUGCGAGCACAGCGGAAGGAUAUCUUCUCCAGGACCCUCCGAACCUUUAAAGACGCCGAGUUGGGAUAUUGCGGGAGUCGGUGACACAAUCUCCCCUGCACGACGUCGUGAACGGUGGUCGCGUUGA
Pochonia chlamydosporia 170 is the source of this 1332-nucleotide messenger RNA. RefSeq lists its product as hypothetical. The record is from RefSeq and is a predicted model, not a curated record. Lineage: Eukaryota; Fungi; Ascomycota; Sordariomycetes; Hypocreales; Clavicipitaceae. The coding region runs from base 1 to 1332 and encodes 443 amino acids. The transcript has a single exon.